AUGGACGCCGUACUUCGCCAGUCCAAGGCCUUGUGCCCCUUCCUCAAGAAGGCGUCGCCGGCCACUUUGCGGCAACUCUCAACGGCAUCUGCACCGGCCCGGCCGCGUGUAUCGCCAUGCGGUGGCACCAUCUCCAAGCUGCAGCUGCUGGCUCACCGGUGUCCUGUCAUGGGCAAGGCAAUGGCUGUCCAGUCGGCCAAGGCGGGUGUGAAGCUGCCAGUCGGCCUGGCCAAGAUACACACCUCGCGGACCCAGGAUGCCAGGGCCGUUGACGGGCCUGUCGUUGCUCCUCUUGAGAACGUGCCCUUCCCGCCCAAGGUUGCUUCGGGCCGAUCCGUCGCCUCGUCGAACCCCGCCGCCGCGAGCGCCUCCCCGGUUGCCGGCCAUUCGGGCAAGAAGUUUUCCUAUGAACAGUUCUACGAAUCCGAGCUGCAGAAGAAACACAAAGACAAAUCGUACCGCUACUUCAACAACAUCAACCGCCUGGCCAAGGAGUUCCCGCGCGCCCACAUGUCCGACAAGGAGGACAAGGUGACUGUUUGGUGCGCCAACGACUACCUGGGCAUGGGCCGCAACCCUAAGGUCUUGUCCAAGAUGCACGAGACGCUCGAUGAGUAUGGUGCUGGCGCUGGUGGUACUCGCAACAUCUCAGGCCACAACCGCCAUGCUGUCGAGCUCGAGGGUACCAUCGCCAAGUUGCACGCCAAGGAUGCUGCGUUGGUUUUCAGCUCUUGCUACGUUGCCAACGAUGCCACACUCGCCACUCUGGGCAGCAAAAUGCCGGAUUGUGUCAUCUUGUCCGACAGCCUCAACCAUGCCUCCAUGAUCCAGGGCAUCCGGCAUUCCGGCACCAAGAAAAUCGUCUUCAAACACAACGAUGUGGCGGACCUCGAGGCUAAGCUGGCGUCCCUCCCGCUACAUGUUCCCAAGAUCAUCGCCUUUGAGUCAGUCUAUAGCAUGUGCGGCUCCAUUGGCCCUAUUGAGGAGAUUUGUGAUUUGGCCGACAAAUACGGUGCCAUCACUUUCCUCGACGAAGUUCACGCCGUUGGUAUGUACGGCCCACACGGAGCCGGCGUAGCCGAGCACCUCGACUUUGAGGCGCACAAGGCGGGCCGGCCCCGCGGCACCAUCAUGGACCGCAUCGACAUCAUCACCGGAACGCUCGGCAAAGCUUACGGCUGCGUUGGCGGGUACAUUGCCGGUUCAGCCAAGCUCAUCGACAUGAUCCGCUCGCUCGCGCCAGGCUUCAUCUUCACCACCUCUCUCCCGCCUGCGACCAUGGCUGGUGCUCGUGCCGCUAUCGAAUACCAGAUGGAGCACGAUGGCGACCGCAGGCUGCAGCAGCUUCACACGCGCGCCGUCAAGGAGGCUCUUCAACACCGAGAUAUCCCCGUCAUCCCCAACCCGUCUCACAUCAUCCCGAUCCUCGUCGGCAAUGCCGAGCUUGCAAAGCGCGCCUCGGACAUGCUGCUCUCGGACUACCAGAUCUACGUGCAGUCCAUCAACUACCCGACCGUGCCCGUUGGUCAGGAGAGGCUGCGCGUAACCCCCACGCCAGGCCACGUCAAGGAGUUCCGCGACGACCUCGUCGUUGCCCUCGAUGCCAUCUGGACCAAGCUCGGCAUCAAGCGCACUUCGGAGUGGGCUGCCGAGGGCGGCUUCAUCGGUGUUGGCGAGGAGGGUUCCGAGGCGCAGGCGCGGCCGUUGUGGACUGACGCCCAACUAGGGAUCGAGCAGGCCGCCAAGGAGAUCAUGGCCUCGGGCACUGUGCCGACCGGCUGCUUUACCGAGUCGCUUAUCGAGCGCGAGGGCGCGGCGCUGGGUCGCAGCAGCAUGGCGGCUGCUGCCUAA
Messenger RNA from Pyricularia pennisetigena, 1851 nucleotides. RefSeq lists its product as uncharacterized. Bases 1 to 1851 code for a protein of 616 amino acids. The record is from RefSeq and is a predicted model, not a curated record. Gene Ontology annotation, biological process: heme biosynthetic process. The transcript is spliced from 2 exons. Gene Ontology annotation, molecular function: 5-aminolevulinate synthase activity; pyridoxal phosphate binding. Gene Ontology annotation, cellular component: mitochondrion. Lineage: Eukaryota; Fungi; Ascomycota; Sordariomycetes; Magnaporthales; Pyriculariaceae.